Messenger RNA from Branchiostoma belcheri (Belcher's lancelet), 2935 nucleotides. RefSeq lists its product as uncharacterized. The coding region runs from base 304 to 2607 and encodes 767 amino acids. NCBI's taxonomy places the organism in Eukaryota, Metazoa, Chordata, Leptocardii, Amphioxiformes, Branchiostomatidae. The transcript is spliced from 17 exons. The record is from RefSeq and is a predicted model, not a curated record.
GUUACAAACACCAUUUUCACUUACAAGUGGAACAUGGUGGCCACCAUGUUGCACUUAUAAGUGGGCCAGGAGACGUCUCCUGGCUCAUGAGAGACACCAUUUUCACUUAGAUCUGGAUGGAAGAGAUGGUCUCUGGCCAUGCAGGAACGGCACAGAUACAGUAACAACGCUCGCGAGAUUUUGCGAGCCUGGACACGAGAUCGCGUGGAGAGAGCCGGGAUGUGUGCCGUGGCGUGGGUCGGGGCUCAGUGACUUUCGGAUAUCUAGUCGCGUCGUUGGACGGUAGCACUCUCUUUCAACUCCAUGGCGAGUUUCUCCAAGCGGAAGAGGACAAAGAAGUCAGAAUUCUAUUGGCCAGGAGUAAAAGUGAACUAUCAUGAUGAUGAUGGCAGGAAGAGGUCCUACUGGAUGGAGAUUAAUCCUGCAGUCACAUCCACAGAUACGCCCACCACAUCUACAGCAACAGACCAACACUUAGCCCAGCCAGAGGCUCCUGAGAUACCAGUACCAGUACAACCAUCACUCUACACCCAAAACAAGGAAGCAGUAAAAGAGUCAUGGUCAGAGAAAAGGGACGACCUUAUACACAUAGCUAUUCAGUCAGCCAAGCCGCCAACUACCACAUGCUAUCUAUGUGAAGAGGAAGUACCGGUACUCACAGCCCCACUGAUCUUUUGCAAGGAUUGCAGUCCAGUUGGGGUGUUCUGUUUGGCAUGUUUCCAGAAGACUCAUAAAAGCCCAUCACUUCACUGUGCUGAAGUGUGGAAGGAUGGUUGUUUACAGCCAUAUGUCUGCAGCAGCAGCAGUAGACAACUGAUCAUGCCUCACCAGAUGAACUGCUACAGUUCCUCAUUAAAAUCCAUGAGGGUGUUUGAUCAAAAUGGCCGCCUCCAAUACUUAGAUGUUGCUGUGUGCCCAUGCGAAACUGAGUUGGAGACAUUGCUGAAACUGGGGCUGUGGGGAGCAACACCUACAAAGCCACAGACUGCAUUCUCAGUUUCCCUCCUUGAAUGGUUGGUCUGGCUGAGCAGGGAAGCACAAGUGUCAACAGAAGCUUUCUGCAGGGCAGUUAGGUGGAAAAACAACUUGACACUGGAUGAGGCGAAUUCUCUCCACCGGGCCCUUACCGGAGAAUGCAUUGCAGAGUUCUGCCACUUCCGGCACAGGCUGCAAAGCAUGAAAGACUUGAGUGUUUCACUUGAUGGUGGAAGCAGCUGCCCCGCCUGUCCCAAGAAUGAUGGGGAACAGAUCAUCGCCAUUGAUGGAAAUUUUGGCCUGGUCAGAAAGGCAAGCUCUGGAGUAAGCUCUGCACCUCCCCUGCAUGGAGAGUCAAUGUUCCUUGACGACGAGGAAUUGAAAGAGUUCCUAUCGACAUACCAUGAUCAAGAGAAGCCAUCUGAGGACUGUAGCCACUUUAAAGCUGGACAGUGCCUACGCUCCAAGACUCAACAACAAAAGCUGGAUAUCACCGGGGUCUUUGGUAGUGUCUGUCGGCACAACAUCCCACAGAAGUUUCUGAAUAUGUUCCAUGGAGAACGCUUUGGCUAUCCAGUUUAUCUAAUCAGAAGCCUUCUGAGGGAGGCCAGUCCGCAGAACAUCCGUCUGAAAAUAAUCUAUGAUGUCGCAUGCUCGCUGGAAGCACACCUUAGACGUAAUGCAGGCCGGGAAGGGAUGCACCAACAGCUGAGCCAAGAUAUGCUGCAACAGCUGAGUCUGGCCGUAGAUGUCUUCCAUUCUUAUGGCCACAAAGCUCUAUGCCAGGUCAAAUACAACACCCGGAGACUUGAGGGAUUUGGCCUAACUGAUGGUGAGGGGGUAGAAGUGUUGUGGUCAUACCUGCGUAGGUUCGCUAAAAUCACCAAAGAGAUGACACCAGCUCACAGGGUGGAGAAGUUAAGCGAGGCACUGAGCCAUUACGCCAUGCGGAAAGCCAUAGACAUUGAGGUUACUCUUAAAGAGAAGAUGAAGACUGCCAAUGCAACAGAAAAACUUGCUGAAGAAAAUCACAAAGAAGCUUUGAGUCAUGCAGGAGUUCCUGUUUCAGUGGACGACAUCAAAAGGUGGCAGAAGAUGGAGAAGGAAGUGAUGUCAAAGAAGGAACGAACAUCAACAUCAACAUGCAAGUGGAAGAAAGAGUAUGCAGGAAAGCGGAUGAGGCAUCAGGCAUUGGGGGAGAAAAUCCAAGAAUGCCAGGAUGAGUCUGCACUUGCAGUUCACCUUGCAGCUUUCACUAAGUUGGAAUCCACCCUGAAGUCCAUUGAAGAUAAACAUCGCAUAGCAAGAUGGCAGCAGACCGAUCCUGAAUUCAUUGCUGCACUGACAGACCUCGACAGUGAAGAAAGAAGGCAGCAUCUUGCAACCAUUCAGAGUGUCUCUUGCCAGAGGUCAUUUCUGAUCUCUUUAAAAGGGCGUUACCCAGAUGGACAAGCUAUUGCAUUGAAGCUGUCAAGGCAGAUAACAUCUGCCAGCAACAGCUAUCAAAAGCCAUUGAAGCUUACAACACUAUACCCUGGAGUCCACAAUCUGCAGAAUUUCCAUCAUCACUGCACUUUUCGGAGGCCAGUGACCCUACAUGGUCCACUUACCAGAUGCUGGGUCCAUCCAUGAGCGAACCAGGACUGCCCUACAGCCUGAAAAGAAAGCCAUCGAUGCUAUCAACAUGAAAGAAAGAGCUGUGGAAGAGAGGCAACUGAUAAAGAAAGAAAUGGGGUCAGGGGUUUGGGACCCAUUUCAUCGAGGAGCACGACCACACAGCAGAAGCUGUGAGGCACUGCCAGGAGCGUGUCGGUAUGGAAGCAGAGCAGGCUAUGCUCUUACAACACAUGAUAAGGCUUGAGAAGAGACUGUUCGAAAUGCAUGAGAUAUUCAAACAGUACAUAGCUCUACCUGAUCCUCCUUCCAGUCACAUACCUAUGUAUUCUCGAUCUCGUCAGGC